Messenger RNA from Mizuhopecten yessoensis (Yesso scallop), 2172 nucleotides. RefSeq lists its product as uncharacterized. Lineage: Eukaryota; Metazoa; Mollusca; Bivalvia; Pectinida; Pectinidae. The coding region runs from base 1 to 2172 and encodes 723 amino acids. The record is from RefSeq and is a predicted model, not a curated record. The transcript is spliced from 3 exons.
AUGGCCAAAAUAAAUCUCUCCGGAUUGAAGCCCAUCUACCUGGCUGCCUACUAUAAACCAAGUGAAAUUGACCCUGAUAGCGCUGCACAACUGGACCUGUCCCUCCAACGUGUCCCUAGAAAUGCCCACACGUGGCUACUUGGUGACUUUAAUCUCCCUAAGUAUGACUGGCAACAACAACGCUAUAAAAACAAUUGCAAUACUGCACUUAAUUCUGACUUCCUUACCAUCAUAGAAAAUCACAACCUUGAAGUUGUAAAAAUACCUACUCUAUCUGGAAAACCUCUCAAUGGGUCCGAACACAGUAACUAUAAGUACAUCGUCAAUGGCUCCGAACACAGUAACUAUAAGUACAUCGUCAAUGGCUCCGAACACAGUAACUAUAAGUACAUCGUCAAUGGCUCCGAACACAGUAACUAUAAGUACAUCGUCAAUGGCUCCGAACACAGUAACUAUAAGUACAUCGUCAAUGGCUCCGAACACAGUAACUAUAAGUACAUCGUCAAUGGCUCCGAACACAGUAACUAUAAGUACAUCGUCAAUGGCUCCGAACACAGUAACUAUAAGUACAUCGUCAAUGGCUCCGAACACAGUAACUAUAAGUACAUCGUCAAUGGCUCCGAACACAGUAACUAUAAGUACAUCGUCAAUGGCUCCGAACACAGUAACUAUAAGUACAUCGUCAAUGGCUCCGAACACAGUAACUAUAAGUACAUCGUCAAUGGCUCCGAACACAGUAACUAUAAGUACAUCGUCAAUGGCUCCGAACACAGUAACUAUAAGUACAUCGUCAAUGGCUCCGAACACAGUAACUAUAAGUACAUCGUCAAUGGCUCCGAACACAGUAACUAUAAGUACAUCGUCAAUGGCUCCGAACACAGUAACUAUAAGUACAUCGUCAAUGGCUCCGAACACAGUAACUAUAAGUACAUCGUCAAUGGCUCCGAACACAGUAACUAUAAGUACAUCGUCAAUGGCUCCGAACACAGUAACUAUAAGUACAUCGUCAAUGGCUCCGAACACAGUAACUAUAAGUACAUCGUCAAUGGCUCCGAACACAGUAACUAUAAGUACAUCGUCAAUGGCUCCGAACACAGUAACUAUAAGUACAUCGUCAAUGGCUCCGAACACAGUAACUAUAAGUACAUCGUCAAUGGCUCCGAACACAGUAACUAUAAGUACAUCGUCAAUGGCUCCGAACACAGUAACUAUAAGUACAUCGUCAAUGGCUCCGAACACAGUAACUAUAAGUACAUCGUCAAUGGCUCCGAACACAGUAACUAUAAGUACAUCGUCAAUGGCUCCGAACACAGUAACUAUAAGUACAUCGUCAAUGGCUCCGAACACAGUAACUAUAAGUACAUCGUCAAUGGCUCCGAACACAGUAACUAUAAGUACAUCGUCAAUGGCUCCGAACACAGUAACUAUAAGUACAUCGUCAAUGGCUCCGAACACAGUAACUAUAAGUACAUCGUCAAUGGCUCCGAACACAGUAACUAUAAGUACAUCGUCAAUGGCUCCGAACACAGUAACUAUAAGUACAUCGUCAAUGGCUCCGAACACAGUAACUAUAAGUACAUCGUCAAUGGCUCCGAACACAGUAACUAUAAGUACAUCGUCAAUGGCUCCGAACACAGUAACUAUAAGUACAUCGUCAAUGGCUCCGAACACAGUAACUAUAAGUACAUCGUCAAUGGCUCCGAACACAGUAAGUAUAAGUAUAUCGUCAAUGGCUCCGAAUACAGUAAUUAUAAGUACAUCGUCAAUGGCUCCGAACACAGUAACUAUAAGUACAUGGUCAAUGGCUCCGAACACAGUAACUAUAAGUACAUCGCCAAUGGCUCCGAAAACAGUAACUAUAAGUACAUCGUCAAUGGCUCCGAAUACAGUAACUAUAAGUACAUCGUCAAUGGAUCCGAAUACAGUUACUGUAAGUACAUCGUCAAUGGCUCCGAACACAGUAACUAUAAGUUCAUCGCCAAUGGCUCCGAACACAGUAACCAUAAGUACAUCGUCAAUGGAUCCGAACACAGUAACUAUAAGUACAUCGUAAAUGGCUCCGAAUACAGUAACUAUAAGUACAUCGUAAAUGGCUCCGAACACAGUAACCAUAAGUACAUCGUCAAUGGCUCCGAACACAGUAACUAUAAGUACAUCGUCAAUGGGAAAUAA